Molecule: messenger RNA, 6388 nt
Organism: Hemibagrus wyckioides
Lineage: Eukaryota; Metazoa; Chordata; Actinopteri; Siluriformes; Bagridae
Gene: rps6ka1
Product: ribosomal protein S6 kinase a, polypeptide 1
Exons: 23
Coding region: 520-2781 (753 amino acids)
Biological process (GO): protein phosphorylation; positive regulation of DNA-templated transcription; intracellular signal transduction
Molecular function (GO): ribosomal protein S6 kinase activity; ATP binding; magnesium ion binding
Source: RefSeq, a predicted model, not a curated record
UUUUACGCUUCUCCGUGCACAGAGUGACGGUCUUCGUUUCAGAGCGGAAUCGGGCAGUCGAGGUUGGGUCACGUCGGUGCUUUCAGAUUUAGAAACACAGUGUCAGCCGUGCAAGCGCGCGCAGUGCGGAAGUAUCGCUUUACGAGAGUAGCGUUACCAUCGUCUGUGUGCCGGGAAGCCGCGUUUCCUGUCUGUCGCCUUUCAAAGGAAUGCGCGUGUAAAAAAAAAUAAACCGUACCUGCACCAGCGCGAGCUCCGGAUUCAUUCUUAAUUUCUUCUUCUUCUUCUGAGGAGGAGGAGAACCGUGAGGAAUCCCGCCUCGUGCGUCAUCUACAACGGUGACUGCGUUUGUGUAGCGCGUGAGCGUGGAGUACAAGUGACCAUCCCGUUUCUCAUCGGAGGACCGCCGCGGUCACCUAAACCUCACCACCGGGAUUUGCUUCAUCAGCCCCGGAGACGCAGAACCUCCCGUUACAGUUCUACACUUCAGAAGCGAACAGAAACUAGAGACCGGGGAAAAUGCCGCUCGCGCAGCUUGCAGAGCCAUGGCCCAAAAUGGAGCUGGUGCAGCUGGAGACGGAGAAUGGACAAAGCACCACUGAAGAUGGAGUCGCUCCAGGGGUCAAGAAAGUGUGUGACAUCACGUGGGUGGAGAAGGACUUUGCCAAUAUUAACAGGAAGGAAGACGAUGUCAUCAAAGAGAUCAACAUUACGCACGUGGUCAAGGAAGGGGCGGAGAAGGCGGACCCCUCGCAGUUCGAGCUGCUCAAGGUGCUUGGGCAGGGCUCCUUUGGAAAGGUGUUUCUGGUGCGGAAGGUGACACCACCUGACAACAAUCAGCUCUAUGCCAUGAAGGUUCUCAAGAAGGCCACACUUAAAGUGCGAGAUCGUGUCCGGACCAAAAUGGAGCGAAACAUCCUCGCAGAUGUCAAUCACCCGUUUAUAGUCAAACUGCACUAUGCCUUUCAGACGGAGGGGAAGCUGUAUUUGAUUCUGGAUUUUCUGCGGGGAGGUGAUCUCUUCACCAGACUCUCAAAAGAGGUUAUGUUCACAGAAGAAGAUGUAAAGUUCUAUCUGGCAGAACUGGCUCUGGGUCUGGAUCACCUGCACGGCAUUGGCAUCAUCUACAGGGAUCUAAAGCCUGAAAACAUCCUGUUAGAUGAAGAGGGCCACAUCAAACUCACAGAUUUCGGCUUGUGUAAGGAGUCCAUAGACCAUGAGAAGAAGGCCUAUUCAUUCUGUGGGACCGUGGAGUACAUGGCCCCCGAGGUGGUGAACAGGCAGGGCCACAUCCACAGCGCUGACUGGUGGUCAUUCGGGGUACUAAUGUUUGAGAUGCUCACAGGGUCUCUACCGUUUCAAGGAAAGGACCGAAAGGAAACAAUGAACCUCAUUCUGAAGGCACGGUUAGGGAUGCCCCAGUUUCUAAGUGCCGAAGCUCAGAGCCUGCUGAGAGCACUGUUCAAGAGGAACCCCACCAACAGACUAGGCUCUGGGCCAGACGGUGCUGAGGAAAUCAAGCGUCACUCCUUCUUCGCAACUAUUGACUGGAAUAAACUCUUCCGUCGGGAGAUCAAGCCUCCGUUUAAACCAGCUGUGGCUCGACCCGACGACACUUUCUACUUCGACUCAGAGUUCACCUCCCGCACCCCCAAAGAUUCUCCCGGUGUUCCCCCGAGCGCCGGAGCUCAUCAGCUCUUCCGUGGCUUCAGCUUCAUCGCCACCGCGCUGCUGGAGGAAGAAGGUACAGAAGAAUCGGCUCAGCCUCCUCCUCACCCUGUGGUCCAGCAGCUGCAUGGUAAGAACACAGUGUUCAGCGAUGGCUACGUGCUGAAGGAGGAUAUCGGCAUGGGAUCUUUCUCUGUGUGCAAGCGCUGCGUUCAUAAAACCACCAAUACAGAAUAUGCAGUCAAGGUGAUCGAUAAGACAAACACCGAUCCUUCUGAAGAGAUUGAGAUUCUGUUGCGGUACGGACAACAUCCCAACAUCAUCACACUGAAAGACGUGUAUGAUAACGGGAAGCUGGUUUUCCUGGUGACGGAGCUGAUGCGAGGCGGUGAACUGCUUGAUCGAAUCCUCAAACAGAAGUUCUUCUCUGAGAGAGAAGCCAGCGCCGUUCUGUACACCAUCACUAAGACCGUGGAGUAUCUGCACUCUCAGGGGGUUGUACACAGAGACCUGAAGCCCAGUAACAUCCUGUAUGUGGACGAAUCUGGAAAUCCAGAGUCACUGCGGAUCUGUGACUUUGGUUUCGCUAAACAGCUCCGAGCCGACAACGGCCUCCUGAUGACUCCCUGCUACACGGCUAACUUUGUCGCUCCUGAGGUGCUGAAGAGGCAGGGUUAUGAUGAGGCGUGUGACAUUUGGAGUUUGGGAGUGUUGCUGUACACCAUGUUAGCAGGUUUCACUCCUUUUGCUAACGGUCCCGAGGACACACCAGAGGAGAUCCUGGGCAGGAUAGGAAGCGGGCAUUUCACCCUGAACGGGGGCAACUGGGACGCGGUGUCGGACGCAGCCAAGGAUCUGGUGUCUAAGAUGCUGCAUGUGGACCCUCAUCAGAGACUAACAGCUAGGCAGGUGCUCAAACACCCAUGGAUUGUGCAGAGGGAUCAGCUACCCAACAGCCAGCUGCAGCACCAGGACGCUAAACUGGUCAAGGGGGCAAUGGCUGCCACCUACUCGGCCCUGAAGAGUUCCCAGCCAACCCCCGAACUCAAACCCAUUGAGUCCUCAUUCCUGGCCCAAAGACGUGUGAAAAAGCUGCCCUCCACCUCUCUGUAGAUACCCCAGAGAGCACGCCAGAGAGAGUAGGAGAGCACCACGGAAGGGAACAAAAGCCGUACUGUAUGAAAGCCACUCUGAAGCUCUGUGGACUGAAAACGCUCUCUUCACCUCACACGUGCCAUCAGCAGGCUCACGGAGCUUAGACAAGCUGUCAAUCAGAGCAGACAGUGGCUGUGAUUGGCAGAUGGAGAUUGGAGUGCUGGGAUUUUCAGUGCUGGGAUUUCAGUGUUCCAUAAAGAUAUAUGUAUGUGUGUGUGUGUGUGUGUGUGUGUGUGUGUGUAGGAGAGUGCCAGAUAGAGCUACAGACUCUUAUUAGGAAGCAGUCGAUAUUGGUGGCCUGUUUGUGGUCCUGCUGUUCGGUUUCUUUCAUUUCUGUUUCUUCGUGUGGGGUUUAUUUUCCUGCUUUGCUUGCUUUGUUUAAUGUAAAACGGAUAAAUCAGUUUGAUCAUGACUCUGGAGUCUGGAACACAGAGAGACUUUACACAAACUGGGAAUGUUUGCGAGCCCCCUCCUCUAUUGCUGCAGAUAUAAAAGCAUGAGAGUUGAGACUCUUACCAAGUGCAUUGUGGCUACAGGGGGGUAGUUUUUGCAUGGCUGCUGAUGUGUAAAAUGCUGUGUCGUUGCUUUGCCAAGCUUCACAUCGCUUUGUGACGCGCUUUUGCACAGGGUUCAGGAUGUACCAGUGUGUUUUCUUGCUUUUUUUUUUUUUUUUUUUUUUUUUUAAAGAUUAUAUGAAAACAGGAUGAUGAUGAUGAUGAUGAAUUAAAUCUCCCAAGCCCGAAGCUCUGUAGUGGCAUGCCUGAAGUCUUGUAUUUUUCAACGCCGUGAUUUUUCUGGAUAUUGACUGCCGUCUUCUGUAUUUUCAUUGUUGGUUGCUUAUGAUUCUGUUGUUUUGUUCAUUCCGUCAAAGAAAAAGAAAAGGCAUUUUAUUAAAGCAUGCUGAGCACAACUGAGACGAAGAUAAAAAAGCCAGAGAAGAGACUGCUGGUCUUUUGUAUUUGUUUCUUUCUCUUUUUUAUUUUGUUCAUCUAGAUGCCAGUUGUAAAAGUGUAUGGAUUUAGAAUUUGCUGUCACACACUCUUGAGGGUAAUAGAGACGUCCUGGAGAUGGAUCUGAUUCGUUGUUUCUGAAUCUCCAUUCGCCAAGCAAAGGAUGUUGGGGGGAGGGGGGGAUUGUGCUAAUUCAUCCCAUCUCUCUUCGAUUUUCUGCUAAACGUAGACACCUGCAGGCAUAAACACACACACACACACUGACUUUAGGAAGAACAUGCAUGCUGUCCCAUUCUAUAUUUUGACACUGACGUUUUCAAAAGAAAUCAUCAUUUGCAUAGUGCUACAGUGUCAAAACAGCCUGAAAAUAGUCUCAACUGUAAACGAUUCACGUGUUUAGCUGUCAUUCUGGUCAGGCAGGAAGCGGAGAGGUUUAUCUCAGACGCAGGUUCUCACAAUUUACAUAAUCCCCCCCCCAUUAAUUAAAUUCAUUAGAUUUCCUCCAGCGAAUCAGCAUAUAGUUAAAUUGAAUCAUUUAGGACUGAUUCGAUAUGAACUGUUAUGUACUGAAUCAUUUUGUAAAGUGACUCAUUAGAAAGUUGGUUCGGUUUAAGUAACGAAUCACAAUCUGAAACGAUUCACUGAUCAGCCUCUGACGAGCAGGUGUUCGCUUUUCAUAUACUGAAUCACUUGACACUAAACAACUCAUAUGAACCAGUGAAAAGAGUCAAAUGAACCAGUGAAUUGUUUACAGAAGAAUCGAUUGAAUCGUUCGUCUAUUAUACUGAAAUGCUGAGUGUGUGGUGGAGCAGUGUGUGACAGCUGAUGGUGUUUCAGGGCAGAGUAACUGUGUGAAUCAUCUUUGUACUGUAAAUGUUGUUAAAGUAUAUAUUAUACAUAUAUUUUCUUGUGUUCAGAAAAGUUUCUGAAGGUUGAUCUAAAGCUUCUUUCCUCCAAAAUUGCUUUGUCCAAAUGUGGCACUUGCUUUCUUCAUGUCUUUUGGGGGGGGGGGGUACAGCCCCAACAGCACGUGCUGUUGGGGCGACCGUCAUCUCCAGUGUAUGUUCUUGUUCUCUGAAGACCCAGAGUCAGGUCUGUGUUCGGUUCCUGAUGCUUUUCUAUUAAACUCACCUUUUUCUGCCCUGCACUUUCUCUGCUUCUGUUUCUGCUUCUGUUGCUCAAACUUUCUACACACAGUGUUGCCAGAUUGGGCGAGUUCCCACCCAGUUGGGCUCCUUUUGGUUAUGUCUAACUGGGAAAAUAUGCCUUGGGUGGGUUGAUUAAAAUUGGCCUGGUUUGUGAUGCAACUAGCGGGUUUUUAAUUUUGACUAUAAACAUGAUGUUUUAUUAAUUUUCCAUUCAAAUGAACUUUAUUAUAAAGUAUAACAUGUAAUGUUGACGUUUUAAUAGAGACCGGCCAUGCUGUAUGGUUUAGAGUCACUGAGGAAGAGGCAGGAGUCAGUGCUGAAGAUGUUGAGGUUCUCUUUGGGAGUGACACGGUUGGCCAGGAUUAGGAAUGAGUACAUCAGAGGGACGGCUCAUGUUGGACGUUUGGAGGACAGAGUUAGGGAGGACAGAUUAAGAUGGUUUGGACAUGUUCAGAGGAGGGAGAGUGAGUAUAUCGGUAGGAAAAUGUUGGACAUGGAGCUGUCAGGCAGGAGGCAAAGAGGAAGGCCAAAGAGGAGGUAUAUGGAUGGAGUAAAUGAGGAUAUGAAGCUAGCGGGUGCAAGUGUUGAGGAUGCAGAAGAUAGGGAUAGGUGGAAAGAGAUGAUUCGCUGUGGCAACGCCUGAAGGGGAAAGCUGAAAGAAGAUGUUCAGUAUAGCCAAUAAGGUUCAGGAGAGUCUUGUCCUAUCAGACGUUGUACUAUAAUAAAGACUAUUUAUAUUUAUCUGGAAGUCCCUAUAAAAAAGUAAGCGUGUUUAUAUGCUAUUAUUCUGCUAUAAAAUUCUGAUGUCAUGUUUGAUAAUUAAAUAAACGUAUACAGGUAGCUAACAGUGUGUGUAAGUAAAUAGUGCCCUUUGCACUGACCCAUUUGUUUUGGGUUUUCUGUUUAUUACUGUAUUAGUUAUCACAGUGGGCUGGUAUUUUUUAAAUGGGUGACUUUUAAGCUGUAGUUGGGAUGGAACCCUUCAAUCCAAUCUGGCAACCCUGUGUACACAGAGUCAGUCGGUUUAAUCUGCUCCAUCGUGUGUCCAGGUUACAUAUACCCUGUGCUUUCUUCCUUUUUUAGGAUUGUGUGGUAAUUAACUACAAGACACAAUACUACAAGACACAAUAAAGUCCAAGGCUUUAUGAGACGAGGAGAAAAUACACAGAUCCUAAAGCACGGGAUAAAAAUUUCAACACGACUGGACAUUUAUUCCUGCUUUUUAUACAGAUGCUGCUUUUCACAUUGAUUUAACAUAUCAUGUUUCACAGAGCUCAGUCAUUUUGGCAUUGAUCAUUAGAAUGUGCUAUUGUUUUUAAACAAACCAAACUGUUUAUUAUUAUUAUUUUUAUUAUUAUUAUUAUCAGAGGCGGCAGGCAUUAUCAUUACUGCUAGGAUAAAAUAUUGAAAAAUUCAAUUGUUAAAGCAUGCAAUAAAUCUACUAUGAAUCAGUGAAUCUGAGUUCAA